Molecule: messenger RNA, 4476 nt
Organism: Hevea brasiliensis (rubber tree)
Lineage: Eukaryota; Viridiplantae; Streptophyta; Magnoliopsida; Malpighiales; Euphorbiaceae
Product: endo-1,4-beta-xylanase 1
Exons: 9
Coding region: 1411-4257 (948 amino acids)
Biological process (GO): carbohydrate metabolic process
Molecular function (GO): hydrolase activity, hydrolyzing O-glycosyl compounds
Source: RefSeq, a predicted model, not a curated record
AACUCUUGGUCUUCCAAUCUGGUUUACAGAACUUGAUGUGUCUUCUGCUUAUGAGUAUGUUAGAGCUGAUGACGUCGAAGUAAUGCUUCAUGAGGCUUAUGAACGUCCUGCAGUUGAAGGUGUAAUUCUCUGGGUGUUUUGGAGUUGUAUAUGUCCAGGAAAUAUGCUCAACUAUUGAACGCAGAUGAUAAAAUCAAUGUGGCUGGUAAUAGAUUCCUUGCUUUUAAGAAAGAGUGGCAGUCUCAUGCUAGUGGAUGUAUUAACCAGCAAGGAGAGUUCAAAUUUUCAUGGGACUUGCAACUUCGAAAUGAUUUCCUCUUCAAAGAUAGUUAUCAAGACAUUUAUUGUUGACCAGGGUGAGUUGCCACUCGUUUCCAUCGCAUUAUAGACAUUUAGGCAUUUGUUACUAGCAGAGUUCACAUACUGCUAGUGCUCAUUAACAUUAUGAAUCACCAAUUGGCUGCUAUUUUCGUUGUGCAAUUAUAGAAAGAGAAUGGAGGUCAUGCCUUUCUUGGUUGCAGUUUCUCAUAGCAUUUUCUUUAAGAUUGAUGGUUCUCCAUUAUUACAUCCAGCCAUACAAUAGCUGAGAUGAUCUUAUCAAAUGGGCAGAAUUCCUAGACAGUACCAAGGGUGUUUCUUGUAUCUUUUGCCCAAAAUCAACUUUUCCUUGGAAAAGAGAUCCGUAAUUUGGAAUUAGGCUGGGAUUCUUUGGCUUGCCUAAUCCUGAAGAAUCUACUAAAACUGUGACAAACUUAUUAUGUGAAGUGAAAAAAAUGGUAGAAUUUGCUUGAACAAAGAGUACGGGCCACCAUCUCUUUGGUGCGAACUCGCAGUCUAUGCUUAGUAAUUACCAGCAUGUGCUCAGAAAUGGAUGAUGAUGUGUAAUUCUUAUUCCAAUUCUGCAGCUGAUCAACUUCUUGUAGAACAGUUACCCAAUAUAUACAUGAAACUGUUAAGCCUGUAAAUUUGAAGGAUGGUAUUUCAAUCAGGCAAGUCAAAUAUCGAAAGCCCAUCGUCACCUAACGUUACAUAAAAACCAAAAAGACAUUUGCCUUGUAAUCAAAGACUUCAUCCAAGAAAAUAAGAAAAAGAAAUGAUGUUCAAAUCAAUAAUGGAGCAUAUCCAAUUCCAAACCUCUAAACCUUCUAUUCCAAUUCAAGCAUUCAAGGAUAAUAGGUUUACCCCAGUCUGCAAGACAAAGCAAUUGUAGUACAAGAGAAGUCUCAAUUCUGAAGAGCCUUAGCCUUGCAGAGAAAGAUAGGUUUGAUAAACCCCGACAAAAGACAACCUGGGAGAGGGACAAAAAGCUCCGUGGGUUUUUCCCUAAGGAAUUUGAUUGACUGUUUGGUGGAGUUGGCGCCGCGCUUUUCGUAGACUACACUUGAAAAUCUCGAAAACGAUGCGUAUAAAAUGAGGAGGUUCUCUGCAUGGUGCUUCAGCAAUCGAGCAUCCAAGACAAGUCGCAGGCAAAAACAUCCCGAGAUACCCACUGCAACCAUGGAGAAUCCACAGUUGAAUAACGGCAACAAGAAGUCAGAGAUUGUAAAUGAAGGCAUGACUGGUGCAAGUAGCAUCAGUGCCACCAAUAUCAUAAUGAACCAUGACUUCUCUGGAGGACUGCAUUCUUGGCAUCCAAAUUGCUGCAAUGGCUUUGUGGUUUCGGCAGAGUCAGGUCACCCAGGAUUUGUGACAAAGCCAGUUGGUAAUUAUGCAGUUGUCUCAAAUCGAAAAGAAUGCUGGCAGGGUUUGGAGCAAGAUAUCACAAGCAGGGUUUCUCCAGGUUCCACAUAUUCAGUUUCUGCAUGUAUUGGGGUAUCAGGACCUAUGCAGGGACCAGCUGAUGUACUUGCGACUUUGAAACUGAAAUACCGAGAUUCACCAAUUGACUAUUUGUUCAUUGGAAAAACUUCUGUGUCAAAGGAGGGGUGGGAAAAGUUGGAAGGCACAUUCACCCUGUCGACCAUGCCCGAACAAGUUGUUUUUUACUUGGAAGGGCCUUCUCCUGGAGUGGACUUACUUAUAGAAUCAGUUGUUGUUACAUGCUCCAGUCCAAGCAACUUCAGUAAUACAUGCAAUCAAUGUGACAAAGCUGGAGAUGGAGAUGCAAACAUCAUUUUAAAUCCCAAAUUUGAGGAUGGCCUGAAUAACUGGUCUGGAAGAGGCUGCAAGAUUGUCUUGCAUGAUUCUAUGGCAGAUGGGAAAAUUGUCCCCCAGUCUGGAAAAGUUUUUGCAUCUGCAACUGAACGCACCCAGAGCUGGAAUGGAAUCCAGCAGGAGAUAACUGGAAGAGUGCAGAGAAAGCUAGCUUAUGAGGCCAUUGCUGUGGUUCGGAUAUUUGGUAACAAUGUUACCAGUGCUGAUGUGCGAACUACUUUAUGGGUCCAAACACCAGACCUCCGAGAACAAUAUAUAGGAAUUGCCAAUCUACAGGCAACGGAUAAGGACUGGGUGCAGUUGCAGGGAAAGUUCCUUCUGAAUGGGAACCCUAAAAGAGUAGUGAUUUACAUAGAAGGUCCGCCUGCAGGCACUGAUAUUCUUGUCAACAGUUUGGUUGUAAAGCAUGCUGAGAAAAAACCUCCUUCACCUCCUCCAGCAAUUGAGAAUCCUGCUUAUGGAGUUAAUAUAAUUCAGAAUAGCAAUUUGAGUGAUGGGACAAAUGGGUGGUUUCCUCUUGGUAAUUGCAAUCUCAGUGUUGCAAAUGGUUCACCGCAUAUACUUCCUCCGAUGGCAAGGGACUCCCUUGGACCUCAUGAACCAUUAAGUGGUCGUUACAUCCUGGUCACUAAACGCACUCAGACUUGGAUGGGCCCUGCUCAGAUGAUCACAGAUAAUAUCAAACUGUUUUUGACAUACCAGGUAUCAGCUUGGGUUAAGAUCGGUUCUGGAGCAACUAGUCCUCAAAACGUGAAUGUUGCACUUGGAGUGGACAGCCAAUGGGUCAAUGGGGGGCAAGUUGAAAUUACCGAUGACAGAUGGCAUGAAAUUGGUGGUUCCUUCAGAAUUGAGAAGCAACCAUCUAAGGUCAUGGUUUAUGUCCAGGGUCCAGCCCCAGGUGUUGACUUAAUGGUUGCUGGACUUCAAAUUUUCCCUGUUGACAGAGAGGCACGAUUCAAACAUUUGAGGAGGCAGACUGACAAGAUCCGUAAGCGCAAUGUCACCCUGAAAUUCUCAGGUGUGGAUUCAGGAAGUUUACUUGGUACAUUCAUUAAAGUCAAUCAAACACAAAACAGUUUUCCCUUUGGUUCAUGCAUGAGCAGGACGAACAUAGAUAAUGAAGAUUUUGUUAGUUUCUUUGUGAAAAAUUUCAACUGGGCUGUUUUUGGAAAUGAAUUGAAAUGGUAUUGGACAGAGGCACAGCAAGGGAACUUCAACUACAGGGAUGCUGAUGAGAUGUUGGACAUGUGUAUUAAAAACAACAUAGAAACCAGGGGUCAUUGUAUCUUCUGGGAAGUGGAAGGCACCGUCCAGCCAUGGAUUAAAGCACUGAAUAAAAAUGACUUGAUGACAGCUGUUCAAAAUCGUCUAACGGGCCUACUUACUCGGUACAAGGGAAAGUUCAGGCAUUAUGAUGUGAACAAUGAAAUGUUGCAUGGAUCAUUCUAUCAAGAUCGGCUGGGUAAAGAUAUCCGAGCAAACAUGUUCAAGACUGCCAAUCAGCUAGAUCCAUCUGCCACCCUCUUUGUGAAUGAUUACCAUGUUGAGGAUGGAGAUGACACCAGAUCAUCUCCAGAGAAGUAUAUUUCACAGAUUCUUGACUUGCAAGAACAAGGUGCUUCUGUUGGAGGAAUUGGAAUUCAAGGACAUAUAGAUAGUCCAGUUGGGCCUAUUGUCUGUUCUGCUCUUGAUAAAUUGGGUAUUCUUGGUUUACCAAUCUGGUUUACAGAGCUUGACGUGUCUUCCAUUAAUGAAUAUGUUAGGGGGGAUGAUUUGGAGGUCAUGCUUCGAGAAGCUUUUGCUCAUCCUGCGGUGGAAGGUAUUAUGCUCUGGGGAUUUUGGGAGUUGUUCAUGAGCAGAGACAAUGCUCACUUGGUUAAUGCAGAAGGUGAACUCAAUGAAGCUGGUAGAAGAUACCUUGCUCUUAAAGAAGAGUGGCUAACUGGUUCUCAUGGGCAUAUUAAUGAGCAAGGAGAAUUCACAUUUAGAGGAUUUCAUGGGACAUACAAGGUGGAAAUUGUUACUCGUUCCAAGAAGAUUACAAAAACAUUUGUUGUUGAUAAGGGAGACACUCCGCUGGUGGUGUCCAUAGACUUGAAGUAAGUUCUCAAGUGAUUGCUGCUGAACAAAUUAAAAAGUUAAUUACGUUUUCCUUGACGUCAAAAACUUGUGUAAAUAAAUUGAAAUGUUCAAGCAUGAUUAUUCACACAGUAUAUUAAAAAAUUUACCCAAAAAAAAAAAGAGUUUAUAUUUGUAUGAUUGUAUCUUCAAUGUAAAAUUCAUAUACAAUGAAUAAAAGUGUUGUGUUUGGUUGUGACAUUA